AUGGCUACUCCCACAAUUUAUGUUGUUUACAGUAACAGCACAUCGCUAUGGGGUCAACUCGCAUAUGGCAUUCGUCGCAUGAGUGCGUCUACUGUCGGUACUCCCUGUGCUGCUCUUCAGCUCACACACGGCGGUCUCAACUCUAAAGAGCGAUCCGAUUGGGAAGAUGCGAAGAAAAAGAUUCCCGUGAAUCUGCAACAACAGCAUUACGACGAGAUUCCAGAAAAUGCAAGUAACGCGAUCCGCCUUGGUCGCAGCACCGCUGAGGCCUCACUCAACCCACUCAAGCGCUUUAUCGAAAGCAACCGAUACGAAUACCCGUGCGUCGUAGGCGCCACCACCGAUGGCCGCUUCCAUAUGCUUUUUGCUGACAGCGAGCUACCUGACUACGCGCAAUCUCCUAGCAUGUUCGUGAAGACGUUGCAGGUGAGAGCGACGCAGGCGGGUAUCACGUGGAAGUGA
Molecule: messenger RNA, 462 nt
Organism: Cyphellophora attinorum
Lineage: Eukaryota; Fungi; Ascomycota; Eurotiomycetes; Chaetothyriales; Cyphellophoraceae
Exons: 2
Coding region: 1-462 (153 amino acids)
Source: RefSeq, a predicted model, not a curated record